Messenger RNA from Lingula anatina, 1727 nucleotides. RefSeq names its product ubiquitin carboxyl-terminal hydrolase isozyme L3. Gene Ontology annotation, biological process: protein deubiquitination; ubiquitin-dependent protein catabolic process. NCBI's taxonomy places the organism in Eukaryota, Metazoa, Brachiopoda, Lingulata, Lingulida, Lingulidae. The record is from RefSeq and is a predicted model, not a curated record. Gene Ontology annotation, molecular function: cysteine-type deubiquitinase activity. Gene Ontology annotation, cellular component: cytoplasm.
GAUACGGAAGUCACAUUCAGAGGUCAGAGGUAAUCAAGCCGGGAAAUACUUCACUCACAACCAUGGCACCAAGAUGGUUACCUCUGGAGUCCAACCCAGACGUGAUGAACAAGUUUGUUAAGCAGCUGGGUCUGCAGGGGCCCUAUGGAUUUGUGGAUGUCUUUGGAUUGGAUGCAGAUCUGUUAACUAUGGUGCCCCGUCCUGUAGCCGCAGUUCUACUAUUGUACCCCAUUUCUGAGAAGUCUGAGGCUACAGCACUGGGUGUGGAGGAGGAGAACAAAGAAGUCUACUUUAUCAAGCAGACUAUUGGAAAUGCCUGUGGAACCAUUGGCGUGAUCCAUGCCCUGGCAAAUAACACUGACAAAAUCACUUUGGCUGGAGGUAACAACUUUCUAGCUAACUUCUUAGCCAAAACCAAAGAUAUCAGUCCUGAUGAGAGAGCAAAGAAGUUGGAAAUAGACCCAGUAAGUACUGAUGUGGAGANCUUAGCCAAAACCAAAGAUAUCAGUCCUGAUGAGAGAGCAAAGAAGUUGGAAAUAGACCCAGACAUAGGAGCAGCCCAUGAAGCAAGUGCACAAGAGGGCCAGACACAGCCACCACCAAUAGAUGAAAAAGUCGACCUCCAUUUCGUGACCUUUGUUCAUAAUAAUGGUGGUCUCUAUGAAUUGGAUGGACGUAAAAAUGCUCCCAAGCGUCAUGGCAACACUACUGCAGAUACUCUACUUGAGGAUGCUGCAGCAGUGGUGAAGAAGUUCAUGGCAAGGGAUCCAGAUAAUAUCCACUUCACUGUGGUUGCCUUGGCUAAGACAGAUUAGAUUGUGUUAGUUGUGACAUCUGCUGUACCAGUGAUUGUGCUUGCUGUGCCAGGAACCUGGUGAGAUUGUGUCCAAGACUAAGAUCCAUGGAAAUGGUUCUGAUCAGUGUGCUGCUCAUGUUUGCUGUCCUUCUUAAACAAUAUCAGCUCCGUGAGAAUGUGAUAAUUUUAAUACUGUGCAUAAUGGAUAAAUUUUGAAUAUUGGAUAAAGCUAUGACCCAUUAUUCAAAAUUCAAAACUACCAGUUGAGAAAAAUGUUUUUGUAAGCAAAGCAGUCCAAAUCAUUCCAUUCUGCCAUUCUGUAUUGUAAGGAUUGUCGUAAUGUGGGGCAAAUCAAACACCUACAUCUUUACAAACAUUUCAGUAGGACCAAUAUUUAAGAUCUGAAUUUUGUAAAUGCACAGGAGAUGAAAACUGUUGAAUUGUUAUUAUCAGUUAACUUGCAUGCAUGUGUCCACAGAAAUUGGUUUCAUAUGGUUGAGACAAUCAAACAAUUAAAAAAAGUCUAGUAUUUGAUCAUGCUAUCUAAAUGAGCUGCUUUUCAUUAAAAUGAACAUGCACUGUAGCAAAGCUGUGUAUUAAUUUUAACAACAGCUUAUGACCACUUUACUGUACACACUUGGCAUAUAGAGGUCCAUUGGAAGGUACCAUGAGGUACGGUACCUUGGGAAGGUACCAUGGGGUACCAUUGGAGAUUCAUGUUGUAGAGAGAGAUCUCAGUGAGUGUAAAUAUGUUGCUUGUGUACUAAAGAAAAAGAAUACAUAAAAUGUGACAGCAUCUUACUCAUUGUUUGAAUGUUGAACAGUAUUUUCAUGAAGCAAAUGAAUCUAUUCAUUGAUAUUGCCAAAUGAUGUGACUUGGUCACGCAGUCAACUAUGUGUUAUGUGCAAUGAAAUAUGUUCUACAAAUCAA